CAGUCGCCGACAGCGAGCGCAGCUGUGACUGCCACGUCUGCUAUAUCAUCCACUGUAUACUGGCUAGGCAACACCGAGCAUGAUGCUGGGAGGGUCGAAUGGUACGCCGUGGUUCAGGGCAUCAAAGCUGGAAAUGCUCGUACAAAGUGCCUGCGAUCCGACACUCCAUGAGCCCAACUACGCCAUUCACCUUGAGAUCGCUGAAUUAAUCAACACCAAGAAAGCUAAUACCCCUCGCGAAGCAGCGAUGCUCAUAGCACAUCUAUCAAACCACCGAAACCCGCAUAUCGCCAUCCUUGCACUCGCGCUUCUCGAUACCGUCGUCCAAUCGUGCGGCUACCCAUUUCACCUCCAGAUUUCAACCAAAGAAUUCCUGAACGAGCUCGUUCGUCGAUUCCCUGAACGCCCACCUCCUUUCCCUGGUCCAGUCAUGUCACGGAUUCUAGAGCUCAUCCAUCGAUGGAAGGAGGGUAUCUGCUCUGAUUCCCGCUGGAAAGAGGACUUGGGGAAUAUCAAGGAUAUGCACCGGCUUCUUACAUUCAAAGGGUACCGCUUUAGGGAGAUUCCCCGCCGCGUGGAAGCGCCCCCGACGAUGAAUAUUAAAUCUGCCGACGAGCUUGAGUCGGAAGAUCGAGAAGCACAAUCUGCUAAACUCCAGGAACUUAUCCGGAGAGGUACCCCGCGGGAUCUGGUAGCCGCGCAAGAACUCAUGAAGUCCCUCGCUGGCGCGAACCCGGAAGCAAAACCCGACUACCGCUCUCAAGCCAUGACAGAGCUCAAUAAGCUCGAGAGUAAAGUCAUUCUACUCAAUGAGAUGCUCGAUAAGUCGAUACUACACAAGGGGAGAAGUUCGCAUCGGGAGGACGCGUAUGACCAAGUCGCAUCGAUAUUGAAGUCUGCCCGUCCGAAGCUCCAGAAAUGGGUCUCGGACGCAGAAACAGACGACCCUGAGUCGUUAGACGCCUUCCUCCAAAUCAACGACCGAAUCAACAACGUCAAAGGCGACUACAGCAUAUCCGCCGUCCCAGCUGAACUCGCACAAACGAGGCGCAAUGUUCGCCUCACAACUCAGCGCCUCCUUGACGAACAACGCUUCUCUUCCUCUACUUCAUCACCGUUCCGAAUACCCCAUCGCCACAGCCCCAGUUCGGGUCUAUCAUGCUCGCGCCUACCCCACACGCGGAUAACGUCACCCAGUUAUUUCGGGGGUAAUAACGGAGGGUACGAGCCCUCGAAUUCAAGCUCGUCGUUUGGAAGGGGUCCUCAUGGAUUGGGUAUGAGUAGGCCACCAGCGACAGGCAUGAGCACG
Molecule: messenger RNA, 1309 nt
Organism: Suillus subalutaceus
Lineage: Eukaryota; Fungi; Basidiomycota; Agaricomycetes; Boletales; Suillaceae
Product: VHS domain-containing protein
Exons: 7
Biological process (GO): Golgi to vacuole transport; Golgi to endosome transport; protein transport to vacuole involved in ubiquitin-dependent protein catabolic process via the multivesicular body sorting pathway
Cellular component (GO): trans-Golgi network
Molecular function (GO): ubiquitin binding; phosphatidylinositol binding
Source: RefSeq, a predicted model, not a curated record